This is a messenger RNA of Ostrea edulis (European flat oyster), 3296 nucleotides long. Its product is annotated as cholecystokinin receptor type A-like. The transcript has a single exon. Gene Ontology annotation, cellular component: membrane. Bases 565 to 1785 code for a protein of 406 amino acids. The record is from RefSeq and is a predicted model, not a curated record. Gene Ontology annotation, molecular function: neuropeptide receptor activity. Lineage: Eukaryota; Metazoa; Mollusca; Bivalvia; Ostreida; Ostreidae. Gene Ontology annotation, biological process: neuropeptide signaling pathway.
GAAGUGUGAUGAAUCAAACUGCACGUGCACUGCAGAGAUCAUAAAAUUUAUGUUGUAUCCUGACAGUCAUGGAAUUUGUUUUAUUUUUGGUUUUUAUCAGUUUUUAUUUUUUGGUUGUUUUUUUUGUAAAUAUAUUGUAUGAGUGAUGCCACAAAUACUUAGAUGGAUCAAUUAUAACAUUUCCGCUUGAAUCUGCUUGUGUUGGAGUUAAAGAGGGGGGAAAACUUUUAAAAAUAAAAAAAAACCUAAUACAUAAAUUUUUCAUCGGGUAAGUACUAAACAACGCCUAACUCUAUCGGUGUUAUACUGUAUCUAAUGUUUUGAAAUGUAUAUUUCGCUUCAUCUUAUGAAAAGUCAUGAGAAUUAUUCCUAUUUUAAGGGAAAACCCCGUCCUUGGCUUCAUCUUCCGGGUUGAUUAGUAAUGUGUACAGGAAGUACUCAGAUUUUUUUCAGUGUCACUUACACAUUUUGAAAACUAUUGACAAGAACACACCGACGACCUCAAAUUACUCUUUAUUUGUUUCAGUGGGUGAGGCUUUGGAGAAACUUUUUUUUAUAGAAGCAAUGGAGAUGGAAAAUUUGAACGAAACCAGUGAUGAACGAUUCCAUUCAUUGGAGGAAUUGAAUAGCUCUAUCGCCGCAAAAUAUCAAGCUAAUACAGUGCUUGUAUCGAUAUUGAUGAGCAUCGGGGUUCUUGGAAAUUCUAUCGUGAUUCUGACAUAUCAUUUUCGAAUGAAAAACAGAAGAGACGAUAGGUACUUCAUUCCUUGCCUUGCUGUAAUGAAUUUGUUGGCCUGCAUCUCUGCUUCGGUAAUGUUCUUAGCGUUGAACUCCCUUCCCGUCAUGUUUACGUCAACCUCCGUUUGUAAGGGCCUCAAUUUCUUCACGCGCGCGACGUGUGUCGAGUCAUUGACCAUGCUGUUGAUAAUAUCGAUGCAGCGAUACAAGAAGAUUUGUACGAAGGGAAGAAAUAGAUUCUCUUUGUUAUGGAAGCGUUUAGCAAUUGUUUUCUCGAUAAUUUUCUGUGCGAUUAUCUCAUUUCCAACACUGGUGUUUUAUGGUGUAAAAGUCGUAAAGAGAAGUUCACAUAACAACAUCACAGAGUUUCAUUGUGAGAUGGUGGCAACAAAUUCACAUGAACAAUAUGGCAUGUAUACAUAUUUAGCAUUCGUUGCUAUAUUUUUCCUCGGAGUCGUUUUGAGCAUCACAGUGAUCUACAUCUUGAUUGGUAAAAGAAUCCACAAGAACAUACAGCCUCCUCAAACAAAGAGCAUGAUCGCCACCUCGUACGACAGCCUGCACUACAACUCUCUGUUGAAACAUUCCAAGUCCGAUAGCCAACUCCCAGGAAAGCUCCAUGCGGUGACGGACGGAUCUGCUGAUAAUAUUCUACAGAGGUUUUAUGAAACAAAUGGAGUUAAUGUCAAAAGAAGCCAAUCAGAAACCGGAAAACGAAAAUAUAACGUGUCAGAGGUCAAAAAAGCACGUUCGGGAUUGGGAAUAUUUGUGUUCCGAUAUUAUUACAUGUUUGUGUCUAUAUCUCUUGUAACUUUCAUAUCCUUCAUUCCACCAAUCAUAAUCAUGAUAAUUGAAUCGAUUGACGCUUACGUCAUCGGUGAUAUCACGUCAGACUUUGGAUUUCAUGUUGUCCUGUUGCUCCGCCGUAGCUACAUUUUGAGCUACAGUAUAAAUCCGUUUAUGUUUGGUUUGUUUGAUACGACUUUCCGGAAAGCAUUGAUAGAUGUUUUUCAUCAACUUCGUCUUCCAUUGUGCGCACGCAACUAAAUAUUUGACUGACCAUGUGCUAUUGUCCACACUGACUAACACGUGCGCGUUGAUAGUACAGUCUAUAGAUUCAUGUGGCCGUUUAUGUAAAAUACAGAAAUAGUAACAUACUAAAGAUGCAAUAUAGUAAAUCAGAGUCAACAGUUUGAGAUGAUGCUAUCAAACGUCUUUGUAUUGUAGUGGUUCAUGACGUCAGUGGGUGUAUUUGAAAUUUUAUGACUUCACGUAAAAAUUAUAAUUGUGGAAGGAUUUAAUUGAAAUACGUUAUCUAUGAUCAUUUUAUACUGCAUGUACAUUAAUGAAUUUGAAAUAUUUGUUAAUUAAAUUCAUAUUGACUUGAAGCAUUUUUUAAAACUUCAAGUAUACUGUAUCAGAAAUUCUUUUAGCCUAUACGCUCACAGUGUAUAAAUAUUUUUAUCAUUGGUCACAACAGAUUUCACCAACAGAGAAACAUAGAGAUUCAAUACUAGUACUUCAAAAAAUGUAACAUUUUCAAUAACUUGAUCACUCUUUGUGCGAACUUGUGUUUUUCCUUCUUGCAUACUGUGGAAUCGUCAUUGUUCGUGGGGUUUGAUGUUCGUGGAAUUCGUGGGUUACUCUUACCCACGAAUUUACGUGUCCUCGAACAUUAUUUUAAACCAAGUAGAGUUAUCUCUCCUAGUGACAAUGUAUCGCUUACCCAUGAAAUUACGUCCCCACCAACCAGCAAAAUUUUGCUUACCCACGAACAUUAGCCCCCACGAAUUAAAAUUAUUCUACAGUAUAUCUACAUGUAAGUUAUGAGUGUAACUCUUAGUUACUACGGUGUAUAGUAAAUGUUCAUGGUACGAAGUUCAUCAAUUUGUUCAUGGCACGAUGUGCAUCAAUUUUCUCAUGGUACGAUGUACAUUAAUUUGUUCAUGGUACGAUGUGCAUUAAUUUGUUCAUGGUACGAUAUAUUAAUUUGUUCAUGGUACGAUGUACAUUAAUUUUUUCAUGGUACGAUGUACAUUAAUUUGUUCAUGGUACGAUGUGCAUUAUUUGUUCGUGAUGCGAUGUACAUUAAUCUGUUCAUGGUACGAUGUGCAUUAAUUUGUUCAUGGUACGAUAUAUUAAUUUGUUCAUGGUACGAUGUGCAUUAUUUGUUCGUGAUGCGAUGUACAUUAAUCUGUUCAUGGUACGAUGUGCAUUAUUUGUUCGUGAUGCGAUGUACAUUAAUUUGUUCAUGGUACGAUGUGCAUUAAUUUGUUCAUGGUACGAUGUGCAUCAAUUUUUUCAUGGUACGAUGUGCAUUAAUUUGUUCAUGGUACGAUGUGCAUUAAUUUGUUCAUGGUACGAUGUGCAUCAAUUUUUUCAUGGUACGAUGUACAUUAAUUUGUUCAUGGUACGAUGUACAUCAAUUUGUUCAUGAUACGAUGUAUAUUAAUUUGUUCAUGGUACGAUGUACAUUAUUUGUUCGUGAUGCGAUGUAUUAAUGUAUACAAACAAAUUAGUAAAAUAUUAAUUUUGUAAUAUAAAGCAUCUUAAUUUUG